AUGGGGCUUGGCGUGCUAGAUACCACGCGCGCUUAUGUACCUGGGACCUCGAACAUUCUUGAAAGAGACCACUCCAAUGAUGAACCGGCCGUCUACUCGAACUUAAAAUACGAUCGAUCAGGCUCUGUGCCUAUCCUCCUCGUCCCACAGCCUAGCGACGACCCCAAUGAUCCAUUGAAUUGGCCACUUCGGAAGCGCGAUGCCACGCUACUUGUCCUUUCUUUUGUGGCAGUGCUUUGCGCAACGACUAGCUCGCUGAUGGCUGCCAAUACCGUCACCAUUGCUCUCUACUACGGGAAAAGCUUCACUUCAGUUGCGCUCCUAACUGGAUACCAUCUCUGUGGUGUUGGGGUUGCUGGUAUUUUGAUUGUGCCUACUGCACGAGUCUGGGGAAAACGUCACCUCUUUCUUCUGAGUAAUGCCUUAAUGGUAGUAAGUUGUGCUUGGGCUGGGGCCAGUAAGCAUAACUACCAGAGUCUGCUGUGGGCUCGCAUCUUCCAGGGUGUUGCUUUGGCUCCUUUUGAGGCACUGUUAAAUGCAUGUGUCGGUGACUUAUUCUAUGUCCAUGAACGGGGCAAGCGGAUGGCACUUUCCAAUGUUGCACUCUUUGGCGCAGCAUUCCUCACUCCAGUUUUGGCAGGCAAGAUCACGCAUAGCCUUGGUUGGGAGUGGACAUUCUACUUAGUGGCCAUUUUCACAGCAGCAGCUCUACCUCUUACAUUCUUCUUCGUCCCCGAAACGGCUUUCAAACGCGCAGACCAUUUGCAAUCAGACCUUGAAAAUGCCAAUGAUCAUCAAGCCGUGUCUCGCCCAGCCCCCCAAGUACAGCUCAACAAUCUCAUGGCACUCGAGACAACUUCAGGAUCAGGGGAUCAAAAACAAUAUGCGCCAUCUGUCAAUGAUCAUCACCGUCCUACGUCCCCAAAAGAGCUGCCUCGAGAGAUAGAGACGAAGAAAUUGACAAAGGUGCCAUAUCUCGAAACCCUCAAACCAUUCAAUGGACGGAAAACCGACGAGAGCUUCUUCAAGCUUCUGCUACGGCCAUUUCCUCUGUUCUUCCAUCCCGCGAUUUUUUGGGCUUGUUUGAUACAAGGCGUAAUCAUCGGAUGGACCGUUUUUAUUGGUGUGGUCCUGGCCGCCAUUUUCCUCGGCCCUCCGCUGUGGUUCAAUGAGGUACAGACCGGGUACCUGUACACAGGUGCCUUCAUCGGCUCCAUCCUGGGUCUGGUCUUGUCGGGACUUCUCUCCGAUUCGAUGAACCGCAUUAUGAUCAAACUCAAUAGAGGGAAGUACGAACCGGAAUUCCGUAUACUCCUGGUGAUCUUCCAGUUGGUCUUCAGCGGCGCAGGGCUUUACGGGUUUGGGAUUAUCGCCCAGGAUGUCGCACGAUACGGAUGGCUUGUGACGGACGUGUUUUUCGCACUGGUUAUCAUAGGAAUGGUCAUGGGCGCUGUGGCCAGUGCGCUGUAUAUUAUCGAUGCACAUCGCGAGAUCGCGAUCGAAUCAUUCACGUGCAUGUUGGUCUUCAAAAACAUGUUCAGCUUUGUGCUGACAUUUUUUGCCUACGACUGGCUGGUGGCCCAUGGGGUCAGGCCAGCCUUCUUGGCCAUCUCCAGCAUUCAGAUGGGGAUCUGUGCCUUGAGCAUUCCGAUGUAUAUUCUUGGGAAGUGGAAUCGCUCUUUCUUCUACCGCUACGAUCUACUGAAGAUCCUGCAUUUGUGGUGA
Molecule: messenger RNA, 1725 nt
Organism: Aspergillus sclerotioniger CBS 115572
Lineage: Eukaryota; Fungi; Ascomycota; Eurotiomycetes; Eurotiales; Aspergillaceae
Product: putative MFS transporter
Exons: 7
Coding region: 1-1725 (574 amino acids)
Biological process (GO): transmembrane transport
Molecular function (GO): transmembrane transporter activity
Source: RefSeq, a predicted model, not a curated record